GGAUCAGGGCGGCCUCCAUGCCAGAUCCGCUGCGGGAGCACCAAGUGGCUGCACUGAUUCGAGGUGUCUGGAAGCUUCAGUCCUGUGCACCAGGAGCCUGAGCGUCUGAAGCGAAAGGCGCCAGCGGGGCGCUCUGAGAUUUUGGCCUUGGGGCUGACCCUCGAGCUGUGGAGGAUUUGCUCUCUCACCCCUCCCACUUGUGGGCGUGCAAGUUAUUUGGUGAUGGUUGGUGACAUCAGAGUGAAUGAGACUGAGCCAAAGUCCAGCUUCUCCAUGAGGUGCCUGGUCACAGCGGCAGGCCCUGCCUCUGGACCAGGUAGUGUGGAAGAAAGCAUUUCUGAGAAAAAAAUAUGGCCACAUCCCAAAAGGGAAAGAUCUUUCUUGCCCAUCCUCAGCAACUCAACCCACGACUGGGAUGGGGUAUGACUUUCUGCUUCUCAAAACCAAAGGACAAGGAGGACUGUGCUUCCAUUUCCGGUGUGCCUCCCAUCUUUCACUUCCGCCCUCAGCACUGUACACACCUCAAGAGCCAGUAUCUGAAAAAGGCCGCUGCAAACCUGUCCUUCUCUGCAGAGGUAGCGUGGCAGCGAGGGCUACCCAGCGUGCCUUACAGCCAGUACAGCUUUGACCACCUCUACAACACAGAUGACAUCAUCCAGCCUCCCCACAUCAGGAAGGCCCAACCUGAGAAAUCUGUUAGUUCCAGGCUCCUACAUCCCUCAGAACCCUUGGCAGGAGACACCUCCCAGGCUGGGAAGACGGAAAGUUCUCCCUAUUGUGAAAAGAAGCGGAAAAAACCAAAGCCAGGAUGCAUAGUCCAGGAAACAUCCCACUCUCUCACGCCUUCACCCAGUAAGGAUCCAGAUAUGCUAGAUCUGCCACCUUCUCCAGAGGUGGAAAGGGAUGUCUGGCUUCCACUUCCUGAGAAGGAAGCCAGAGCCUGGGAGGCCAUUGUGCUGGAAAAGCUGAAUAAGCGCACAGCCCGAUGGAUCCAGAACAAGCACCCCACAAGGCCUGGAGCAUCACCCAACAAGUGGCAGAGCUUCUUGCGCCAGCAGUACGACUGGAGCCACAUCCGAGAUGAGCUCACCUCAGCCAGCGAUCUGGAGCUCCUGAGACAGCUGGAAGCAGAAGAGGCAGCAGAGUUUGAGGGUCAAAGUAUCAUCCUGCUCCCCGACGAAGAAAAGAAGCCAGAGCUGCUGCUUCCUGUUUACUACAGAUUACCCAGUUAUUCCCCACAAGCACAGACAGUUGAAAGCGUGCCCAGCAAGAAUACGACAGCCGAGGACAUCAAGGAAAAGAAAGGCAUCUUCCAGCACCCAAAGCAGAGCUAUUUCCGGCAGGUGAAUCCUCGAGCUGGGAGGUUUGCUUACUCCACAGACAACACCUUUGAACAGGAGAUUUACUUUGAUGGAGUCCAGAUCGUCCACCACAUCGGUGGGAAGAGAGACCACAUUUUUCUGGAAAACCGUAAUCAGUAUGAUAAGCAGUUAUGUAAGAUCUUCCCUGAAACUCCAGAAAAGUGGAGUUUCCAGCCUGUUCCUAAAGCAUCUUGUAGGCCUGUGAAAGGAGCCCCGCGCUGGACUGCUCUACCCACUCCAGCCAAGGAUUUGCUGCUGCAGGUGGGUGAGGAGGAUGUGCCCAUCAAGAUCAGGAAAUCCAAGAAACAGUUGAAACCACUGGUGGAGGAUGUGACUUGGGAGCUGGUGGUCCUGCGGAGGAUGCUGCAGGAGUGGAAGACUGCCUGGGGACUGAUCAUUGAGUGGCACCAUGAGACGGUGGAGAGCCUGCUGCGAGGCUUAGAAGACAUGUAUGAUCACAUUCGGAUCCAAGCCAUCAUCACAUGUGCCACAGCUGCUCUGGAAUGGCCCCGGGUUGCAACCAGCCCAAGGGACUCAGACCAGGAGGCUGUGAAGCCCCCACUUGUCCAAGACUUGCCUGAGGCUCUACAGCCUUCUCUGGAGGCUGCUCUUUGUGACAAGAAUGUCAAUGUGAGGAUGGCAGCAGCACUAUGCCAAUAUGCCACACAGUCACAUAACCCCCUUGCCCGGGACAUCAUGGAGACAGCCCUUGAGAAGGGUAAUAGUGCAGACAGCUGGGCUGCAGCUCAGUGCUUGGCCGUUGAAGGUAAUGCCUCUUAUCCAGUGAUUAAGAGGAUUCUCCAUCAGCUGUUUAACAAGAAGAAUGAGGACACCGAGAACCAGUCUUGUAUCCUCCUGCGCCAUCUCAGUGGAAAGACGACCCUGAUACACACCAUGCUUGCUGUGGAACUGAACAGCCAUCAGUGGAAGGACCGGACUGUGGCCUGCCGGGCUUUCUCCAGGAUCAGUGGAAAUGUCUGUUUAGAUAUGAAACACAAGUUGAUCCAGCUAAUGUGGAAUGACUGGAAUAAAGAAGUGAGGCAAGCAGCUGCCCGUGCACUGGGGCAAAUGAGCCUUGGGAAAGAGGUGCAUGAUGCAAUUAGGGUUAAGCUGGUUGAAGGAAAUGCCCAAGAGCGCGUGAAAGCGCUCUCCCUGAUAGGUGGGCUCAAGCUCAUGACUGCCAAGCUUCUCCCAGGCUUCCUGCAGUGCUUCUCUGAUGAGUUUGUAGCAGUUCGGCAGGCAGCCUGUUUGGCAGCAGGUGCCCUGCAGAUCCGCAACAAGAUGGUGCUUGAAUGCCUUCUGAAUCUGAUGCAGACAGAUCCUUUUUGGAAAAUCAAAGCUUUUGCCAUUCGAGCUUUGGGACUGAUUGGGGAAGUGAAUCCCCAGGUGGCUGAUCUCCUGCUCUGGGCUGUCCACUACGAAGAAUCACCAGGUGUACGAGUAGAAGCCUGCCGUAGCAUCCUGGCCCUCAAACUUCAAGGGGACAGGGUCAGGGACACCUUUCUAGAUGUGUUGCUUCUGGAGAACCAUGAGGCUGUUCUCAACGAAAUUUACCAAGCAAUGAAGAUACUCAACUUAGGAAAUGAAGAAAACCAAGAAAUGGUUCAGGAAGUCAAGAACAGGAUUAAAACACUGAACCAAAAGGACUUGUUAACACAGAAAAUACUCAAAAUUGAGAGGGUCACAGCAAAAGUGAAAGAAGCAGCAAAACGUGUUUACUCACAACCUAAAGAGGGACAAAAACCAUUGAAACUCCAUACUUUUCUCCAAGAAACUUUUCAGGAUGAGGUGGUUCUUCCCAGAAGACCGUCUGAGGUUUGUGACAUUGAAGAAGUCAUAAAGCCUGUGAAGCCACACACACCGAAUUCCUGGUUACAAAGUCCAGUCCUAGACCUAAACACACAAAACAGACAUCAUUUGUCACUUGUCAAAGACCUGCACACGGCCCGGGAGAAAAGGAUUGCUAUGGGGCCAUUUGAGUCUCACACCUCGGGUCUUUAGCUGAGUAAGUAAUCAGAACAUUUUUUUCCAUUAUCAAGUCUUCUCUGAAAGGAAAGGUGCUCAUCUCUAGGCUGAAUGCUGCUCUUGCUCCAAGACACAA
Molecule: messenger RNA, 3462 nt
Organism: Fukomys damarensis (Damara mole-rat)
Lineage: Eukaryota; Metazoa; Chordata; Mammalia; Rodentia; Bathyergidae
Gene: Heatr4
Product: HEAT repeat containing 4
Exons: 17
Coding region: 351-3362 (1003 amino acids)
Molecular function (GO): oxidoreductase activity
Source: RefSeq, a predicted model, not a curated record